Peniophora sp. CBMAI 1063 is the source of this 1989-nucleotide messenger RNA. Lineage: Eukaryota; Fungi; Basidiomycota; Agaricomycetes; Russulales; Peniophoraceae. The record is from the annotation of a GenBank genome assembly.
AUGUCUGACAGCACGCACAUCGCGGUUCCUACGCACCCUAUCGCGCCCCGUCUCAAGAACGGGCCCAAGAUCCCGCACAUUGGACCACACUUUGACGCAUACCAUAGCGCGCACAAGGAGACUGUCGGGCAUGAGUCGGACAAAUGGUGGGCGAAGAAAGCACGCGAGGUUUUGGUUUGGGAUCGCCCUUUCCACACCGUACGCUCUGGCUCGUUCAUAAACGGCGACAUCAAGUGGUUCCCUGAGGGCGGGCUCAACGCAUCGUACAAUUGCGUCGAUCGCUGGGCAUUCAAGGACCCCGAGAAGACCGCUAUCAUCUAUGAGGCAGAUGAGCCGAACGAAGGCCGCGAGAUCAGCUAUGGCGAAUUACUUCGUGAAGUCUGCAGCGUUGCGAAUGUGCUCAAGGGUCUCGGCGUCAAGAAGGGCGACACCGUGUCCAUCUACCUUCCGAUGACUUGGCAAGCCGUGGCGGCCUUCCUGGCUUGCGCCCGCAUCGGUGCUAUUCACAGCGUUAUCUUCGCUGGCUUCUCUGCGGAAUCGCUUCGGGAUCGUGUCAUCGACUGCAAGUCCCGCGUUCUGCUCACCUCGGACGAAGGUCGCCGCGGGGGCAAGACGAUUGCGACCAAAGCCAUCGUCGACGCCGCACUCAAACAGUGCCCUGACGUCGAGCAUGUUCUUGUCCUGAAACGUACUGGAAACGAAGUCCCGUGGACAACCGGGCGCGACUUAUGGUGGCAUGAGGAGAUCGCAAAGGUUCCGAACUACUGCCCUCCGGAGAUCAUGUCGAGCGAAGACCCGCUCUUCAUCCUCUAUACAUCUGGGUCAACUGGAAAGCCAAAGGGAGUCGUACACACCACCGGUGGUUACCUCCUGGGCGCUGCCUUGACUGUCAAGUACGUCUUUGACGUGCACCCCGACGACAAGUUCGCGUGCAUGGCUGAUGUAGGCUGGAUCACUGGUCACACUUACAUCGUCUACGGCCCGUUGCUAAACGGCGUCAGCACUGUAGUCUUUGAAUCGACACCCGUAUACCCCAGCCCGUCUCGUUACUGGCAAGUCGUCGAGAAGCACAAGCUCACGCAGUUCUACACCGCGCCCACCGCUAUCCGCCUCCUUCGCCGCCUUGGUUCGCAUCAUACUGAGCCACACGACCUUUCCUCUCUUCGCGUUCUCGGCUCCGUAGGAGAACCCAUCAACCCCGAGGCGUGGAACUGGUUCAACGAGCACGUUGGCAAGUUCCAGGCAGCCAUCGUUGACACGUUCUGGCAAACCGAGACGGGCAGUAUCGUCGUUACGCCAUUCCCGGGCGCCAUCGAGACGAAGCCCGGCUCCGCAACCGUACCCUUCUUCGGCAUCGAGCCCGCCAUUCUUGACCCGCAGACUGGGGAGGAGCUCGUCGGCAAUAACGUGGAGGGUGUGCUCGUCCUCAAGAACCCGUGGCCAUCCAUUGCGCGCACGGUCUACCAGGAUCACCAGCGCUACCUCGACACGUACAUGAAGCCCUACCCCGGAGUGUUCUACACCGGCGAUGGCGCUGCUCGCGAUGAGCAUGGGUACAUCUGGAUCAAGGGUCGUGUUGAUGAUGUCAUCAAUGUCUCCGGACAUCGUCUCUCGACUGCCGAAAUUGAGUCGGCGCUUAUCAUGCACCCUGGCGUCGCGGAAACGGCUGUCAUCGGUUCCGCCGACGAGCUUACGGGUCAAGCUGUCUACGCUUUCGUUACGCUCAAGCCCGAGUUCAAGUUCGACGCAGCCGACGAGGCCGGUCUUGAUAAGGAGCUUACGCUCCAGGUGCGCAAGGUCAUCGGGCCCUUCGCCGCGCCCAAGAAGAUCUACCUUGUCUCCGAUCUGCCCAAGACGCGUUCCGGCAAGAUCAUGCGCCGUAUCAUGCGUAAGAUUGUCGCAGGCGAGGGCGACCAACUCGGCGACCUCUCGACGCUUGCGGAUCCCAGUGUCGUCGAACAGCUCAAGGAGAAGGUUGCGGCAGCAUAG